Molecule: messenger RNA, 1345 nt
Organism: Vigna umbellata (rice bean)
Lineage: Eukaryota; Viridiplantae; Streptophyta; Magnoliopsida; Fabales; Fabaceae
Product: S-adenosyl-L-methionine-dependent methyltransferases superfamily protein
Source: RefSeq, a predicted model, not a curated record
UGGAGAUAAAACCCAAAAUCUUAAACCCUAUCAAUCACGGUUCUACCUUAUGUGGCGCAGAGCCAGAGCCGGUUACGGUUACCUCCGCCGUUUCUCAACGGUGGUGCGGCGGCGCUCGGAGGACGAAGGGGACUGGCUCUACUCCUCCGAGUGGUGGGGAUCCGACUCCGACGACGGUCACACCGUUCUUCGAUCAACUUCCGGUAAGGGAAAUGGCGUUGUUUCGGUCGUCGCGUAUCACUCUUCAAGACCCAACAGAAUGCAUUGGUCAGGAAUGGAAAGAUGGCUUCAGAAAAGGUGUGAGGAGGUGCAUCCAGGAUAUGGGGAUGGAGGGAAACUGAGGAUACUUGGAUACCAAUGGAGGGUGCUUCGUUUCAAUGACGUUACUCGCCAGAGCACGGCAAAAGUGAUGGCAACUUACCACGACAACAUGCCAGGAGUUGUCUACCUCAUGCAGCAACCACGUUGUUUGGCUGUUCCAUAUGUGAAAAGUAUGAUAUCAGCUGGUUUGACUACUAUAGCCUCAUGUAAUUUUGAUAUUAUCAGUGCACUGCAAGGAAAGAAAAAUAUGCACAUUUUAUGCAUUGGACAUGGUGGAGGAAGUUUACCACUGUUUUUGGCAAGUCAAAUUCAAGGUGCCACUGUUCAUAUAGUUGAAAUUGAUCCCCUUGUUAUAUCAGCCUCAAUUCGAGCUAUGGGGUUCCCGGCUUGCUCACUCAAGACACAAUCCGGUGACCAGGCUGUUUCGAAACUUGAAACCAUUGAUGAAAUUAUGUGGAAAGGCAUCCAUGAAAGGAUUUGCCUGUACGAAGCAGAUGCUGAGGAAUUUAUUGUUAAAAGUACAAAUAUAUAUGAUAUGAUCUUUGUUGAUGCUUAUGAUGGUGAUGAUAUAUUUCCCCACAAGUUAUGGCGCCCAGAUUCAACAUUUCUUAAAGCUAUGAGUAAUCGACUCCAUCCCAAACAUGGAACUGUUGUGGUGAACCUGCAUUCUGACUCUGAUGUCUUGAAUCUUGAUACUGUUCCAUCCUCACUUGAGCAUAUUUUACCAAUGGGAAAGUAUGUCUCUCAAGUUUGCAGAGCAUACAAAGAUGUACUUGUAGGAAGAGAAGGUUCUGGUCUUGCUUUUACUGUUGCUGUUCCUUGGGUGUGUAAUACUUCCCUUGUUGUGUGUAGAGGUUUUGAUAAAGACAGUGAGUAUUUUAACCGGGACUUUGUUAUUAACACCCUCAUUUCCAAAUCCCUUGAACUGGAACAUGUUAUGGACUUGCCAUUCUCAUGCUUGGAAUACAUAAAAAGAGGUUUCAUUCUUGUUUAAUUUAUCCCAAUCUUAUUGGUUUUGCAUUCA